AUGUCUAUCACCUCCAAUAUGAGCAUGUACUCGCUCACCCUGCAACCUGCUGGUGCCAUUACCCAUGCCAUCGUUGGAAACUUUGUCGCAAGCAGGCCCAAAGAGCAGCAAGUCGUCCUGGCUCAGGGUGAAAGACUGAGUCUGUUGACCAUUGACAAGGACACGGAUCAGGUUCGCACCAUCCUCUCACACAACGCCUUCGGCAUCCUGCGCAACUUGUCGUCCUGCAGAGUCCCCGGUACUCCUCGUGACUUGAUUAUCGUCUCCUCAGACUCCGGUCGUGUUUCGCUCCUGCAGUAUGAUGACGAGAAGAAUCGAUUUGAACGCGUCCAUCUCGAGACAUUCGGCAAGUCGGGCAUUCGUCGAACCAUCCCCGGUCAAUACCUCGCCUCAGACCCGCGUGGUCGAUGCUGCAUGUUCGCCUCUGUCGAGAAGAACAAGGUCGUGUACAUCCUCAAUCGCAAUGCAGAGCAACAGGUCACAAUUUCCUCGCCACAAGAAGUCAACCGUCCGCAGACAUUGACCUUCGAUAUCUGUGCUGUCGACACAAACUUCCAGAACCCCGUCUUCGCUGCUCUCGAGGUCGAUUACACAGACAGCGACCAGGACCCGACGAACGAGUCCUACGACAUUCGCGAAAAGCUCCUUGUAUACUACCGUGUUGAUCUCGGUCUGAACCACGUCGUCCGCGAGUGGGCUGAUGCUGUCGAUUACUCGGCCAACAAACUGUUCCCUGUACCUGGUGGCGCCGAUGGUCCCAGCGGUGUCGUCGUUUGUUCGCAAGGAAAGAUUACAUACAGACAUCCCAUGCAAGAGCCUCACACGCUAGUCAUUCCUCGUCGCAAGGGUGGUCUCGAGAAUCCUGAUCGCGAAAGGCGCAUUGUUGCUGGUGUCGUGCAUCGUUUCAAGGCUGGCUUCUUCCACUUGCUGCAGACCGAGGACGGUGACUUGUUCAAGCUUACCAUGGAUCUGGUCGAGGACGAUCAAGGUCGCAAGACCGGCGAAGUCGCAAGCAUUGAGCUUCGCUACUUUGACACUUUCCCUAUUGCUUCGACCAUGUGCAUCUUGAAGUCUGGUUAUCUCUUUGUCGCAGCCGAAAAUGGUGACAGCCACUUCUACCGCUUCCUUAACCUCGGCAUGAAUAUCGACCCUCUUACAGACAGUACCUCUGAGGAAAUCUCUUAUUUCUUCCCUCACGACUACGACAAUGUGGAUCAAUCAGCGACUGUUGGUAGUAUGCAUCCUCAGCGCAAGACUGUGGUGCAGGAUAUUACUGGCGGAGAUGAUUGGAAAAUCUAUACUACAGCUGGAACUGGUACUCGUAGCUCUUUCAAGACUGUCAGCCAUGGUCUGAGCGUCAGUGAACAGACUCGUGCAGAAUUGCCUGAUCAACCCAACAACCUCUGGGUAGUCUCGGAUGAUCGCUUCUCCGAGGCAGACAAGUACAUCGUACUCGGUUUCCGCGAUGCCACGCUCUUCCUGGAGGUUGGUGAGAACACUCACGAAGUCUCUGAUCAUGGACUGCAUAAGGAAGUCACUACUAUUCACAUGGGUCUUAUGGGCGAUACCGGUAUUCUGCAAGUCUGGGACAGAGGUUUCCGCUUCUAUACUGGUCCUGACAGCCCACAAGAAGACUGGAAGUGUCCUGCGCAUCGCACUAUCAUCAAAGCCACAAACAACCACCAACAGCUGUGUUUGGCGCUCAGCUCUGGCGAGCUCCUGUAUUUCGAGGUAUCACAAGACGGCAGAAGAAUCCAGGAGUAUGAGCAGGGUUCUGACGUCUUGACCGUAUCAGGCGUCGUUCAAGCCAUGAGCAUGGGUGACGUUCCUGAAGGCCGCGUAAGAGCUCCCUUCCUUGUCGUGGGAUGCGACGACUCAACCAUUCGUGUCUACUCUCUUGAUCCUGGUGGCGAGAUGCUCAAGUCUCAGUCCAUCCAGUCUCUCACAUCACCUCCUCGUUCGAUCGAGAUUCUACCAAUGGAAGACUCGACAGGCAUGACAACGUUCGUCCAUGUUGGUUUGUUUUCUGGUCUCUAUCUACGUGCUGUCCUGGACGAUAUCACUGGCGAACUCGGCGAUGUGCGAUCACGUUUCCUGGGUGCUGAAGAGGCCAAGCUUUACCCAGUCGCUAUUAACGACAGUCCUGCUGUGCUUGCUUGUGGCGCCAAGACCUUCCUGUCCUACCCUCAUCCCGAAACUAAAGAGUUGCUGCUCACACCUCUUGACUACCAUUCAUUCAACUGCGCAAGUAUGCUGAGAUCCAGAGUGGCUGGUCGCAAGGGACAAACCUCUGUCAGACAAUCGAUCGUCGCGUUACGCGGUGCUGAGAUCUUCGUCUUCAGCAUUGGAGACACCUCGAACAACAUCCUCACAAAAACCAUUCCUCUCAAACACACUCCUCGCGAUUUCUGUAGACAUCCAGACUAUCGCUACUUCUCCGUCAUCCAAUCUGAUCAAAACGUACUCAGUAAGCAGGCUAGGGAAGCACUACUUGCCGACCCAACGAGAUCAGAAGAAGAUAAGAAACAGAUGGGACCUAGCGAGCAGUUUGGCUGGCCGCGAGGACCUGGCUGGGCAUCGUGCAUUCAGGUUGUCGACCCAACAGCUGAGGAUGAGAAAGACGGGGUUGCAUACACGAUUGACCUCGACUCGAACGAAGCUGCGUUAUGUUGUGACAUGGUACCCUUUGAAAACCAAGAUGGCGAAACCUUCCUGCUUGUUGGUACCGGCAAAAACAUCCCAUCUGGAGCACCAACACCAAGCUCGCCUAAGUCGACUGGCUCAGUACAUGUGUACCGAGUGUUAGACCCUGGCAACGAGCUUGAGCUCAUCCACAAGACCGAUUUCGAUAAGCCAAUCCGCGCGCUCAUGCCCUUCCAAGGUCGUCUUGCGCUCGCCGUUGGGAACGAAGUCUUCCUCUACGAUCUUGGUAUGAAGGCUCUGUUGCGCAAGGCCCGUUGUCGUGUACCUGGCACUCAAAUCAUUGGUAUGAAGACACAAGGCUCACGUAUCGUUGUUGGAGACGUGCAAGAAUCCGUCUGCUAUGUUGUUUACAAUCACAAGGACAACAAACUCACACCAUUCGCCGACGACGUGAUUGCUCGAUGGACCACAUGCUUCACCAUGCUCGAUUAUGAUACUGUAGCUGGAGGAGACAAGUUCGGAAACAUCUGGGCUGUGCGUUGUCCCAAGGCCGCAUCAGAUGAGGCAGACGAGCCUGGUGCUGCAUCCUUCCUCGCUAACGAAAAAGCAUAUCUUGGUGGUACUCCUCAUCGUCUGGCGCUUCAAUUCCACAACUUUGUUCAAGACAUUCCCAUGUCUAUGCAAAAGACGACGCUGGUUCCUGGUGGUCAAGAGGUUAUCUUCUGGGCUGGUCUACAAGGCACUCUCGGUGUCUUUGUGCCAUUUGUGGACCGAGAAGACGUCGAUUUCUUCGGCAGCUUAGAACAACAUCUGCGCACCGAGGAUCCACCAAUCUGCGGACGUGACCAUCUGAUGUACAGAAGUUACUAUAUUCCCGUCAAGGGCUGCAUCGAUGGCGACUUUUGCGAAAGAUACUUCUUGCUGAGCAGAGACAAGAAGGAAAGAAUCGCUGGUGACUUGGAUCGCACAGUCAGAGAAGUGGAAAAGAAGAUCGGUGAGAUGAGGACGAGAGUAGCAUUCUAA
Molecule: messenger RNA, 3666 nt
Organism: Aureobasidium melanogenum CBS 110374
Lineage: Eukaryota; Fungi; Ascomycota; Dothideomycetes; Dothideales; Saccotheciaceae
Product: putative splicing factor 3B subunit 3
Exons: 1
Coding region: 1-3666 (1221 amino acids)
Biological process (GO): mRNA splicing, via spliceosome
Cellular component (GO): nucleus; U2 snRNP
Molecular function (GO): protein binding; U2 snRNA binding
Source: RefSeq, a predicted model, not a curated record